Molecule: messenger RNA, 1290 nt
Organism: Rhododendron vialii
Lineage: Eukaryota; Viridiplantae; Streptophyta; Magnoliopsida; Ericales; Ericaceae
Product: TIP41-like protein
Exons: 8
Coding region: 165-1040 (291 amino acids)
Biological process (GO): TOR signaling
Cellular component (GO): cytosol
Source: RefSeq, a predicted model, not a curated record
UGUUUUCACCGCGACGCGAAUGAACUCUCAGGUCGCUGAAGAGAGAGAGGGAGAGAGUAAACCCUGUUUACAUUUUACCCUGUUAGACUGAAGGAGACGGUGGACGAGGAAGGGGCAGAGAGGUAGAUUUUCCGGCGGCCGGAGCAGCAGUGUCAUCGGAGACGAUGGAGUUCGAAGUCGACGAGAAAGAGCUUAAAGCCGCCGGAGCUGAGCUCCUUCCCGACGGACGGCGUGGACUCCGCUUACAUGGUUGGGAGAUCGAGUCUCUCAAGCGACCCAUUCUCAACUCCCGCCAACUCCAAGAGUGGGAACAAAAGCUACAGUCAUCCCACUUUCCUGAGAUGGUAUUUGGGGAUAGUUCUUUGGUUCUUAAACAUAUGAACAGCGGGACUAAGAUUCAUUUUAAUGCAUUUGAUGCCCUAACUGGCUGGAAGCAGGAAGCAUUACCACCUGUUGAAGUUCCUGCAGCUGCAGUAUGGAAAUACAAAAGCGAAUCCUUCCAGCAUGUGAUACUGGAUUAUGACUACACUUUUACAACACCUUAUUGUGGAAGUGAAACUGAAGAGAUAAAUGCAGAGCUAGGAAGAGAAGCAACAUCUGAAAAGGGCAACUGUAGUCUUUGUUGGGAAGAAUGCAAGGAAGAAAUUGACUUGGCUUUGCUUGCAUUAAAAGAGCCAAUUCUCUUCUAUGAUGAGGUAAUUUUGUAUGAAGAUGAAUUGGGUGAUAAUGGGAUUUCACUUUUAACUGUGAAAGUGAGAGUGAUGCCAAGUUCAUGGUUUGUUCUCUUGCGUUUCUGGCUUAGAGUUGAUGGAGUGCUUAUGAGAUUGAGAGACACGCGUAUGCAUUGCGUUUUUGGGAAGAGUACAAAACCCGCUAUUCUUCGAGAAAGCUGUUGGAGAGAAGCCACAAUUCAAGCUUUAUCUGCUAAAGGGUAUCCUUCUGAUUCUGCAGCUUAUAACGAUCCAAGCAUCAUCAGCCAGAGGCUUCCAAUCAUCAUGCGCAAGACCCAAAAGCUUAAACUCUCUGGUACUACUCCGUAAGGUUGUUAUUUACCCUUGAAGUUAGUGUGGAUCAAAACAGUACUGAAUCUUCACGUAGAAGAUAGAAAUCAUUUCUACAUAGCAGUUAUAGUCUCCUUGCUGGUAGAUGCGAUUCUUUGUAUACAUUGUUAUGUUCCUUUAUCUCAGUUUGUUUAGUGAGUUGCACUAUUACAUAACUUUGGGAAAAUUGGGUAAUUUGCAUCCCAUGGUGCCUUCGACAAGUUUAGAAGAUAUGUCUGACAUGCAUGCU